GAUUGGCUGCUAGGGGGGCGGGGCGGACGGAGCUGAAGCGGAAGCGGCGGCAGCGGCGGCAACGGCGGGCAGCAGCGGAUGCAGGCCCCACCGCAGGAUUACCGGGAUGUGCCCAUCGACAUCCAGACCAGCAAACUGCUCGACUGGCUGCUGGACCGGCGGCACUGCGGGCGGCGGUGGCAGGCGCAGGCCCGGUUGGUGCGGCAGAGGAUGGAGGCGGCGCUGCGGGACAUGCCCGAGCACCCGGAGAUCCGGCAGCUGCUGGCGGGCAGCGCCCUGCACUACUUCCACUGCCUGCGCAUCGUGGAGAUCCUCCGGGGCACCGAGGCCUCCACCAGGAACCUCUUCGGGCGCUACUCGUCCCAGCGCAUGAAGGACUGGCAGGAGAUCGUGGCGCUCUACGAGAAGGAGAACACCUACCUGGCCGAGCUCGCCAGCCUCCUGGUGCGCAGCGUCAGCUACGAGGCCCCCGCGCUGCGGAAGCAGAUCAGCCGCUGCCAGCAGGCCCAGCAGGACUUCGCACGCCGCGAGGAGGAAUGUCAGCUGGCGGCCGCUGAGCUGCGCGAGCGCUUCUACGCCUCCUGCAAGCAGUACGGCAUCACCGGGGACAACGUGCGCCAGGAGCUGCUGGCCCUGGUGAAGGAGCUGCCCUCGCUGCUCUCCGAGAUCGGGGCGGGGGCCAGCGCGCUCACCGGCAUUGAGCUGUACGAGGCCUGCGUGGAGUUCGUCUGCGAGAGCUCAGCAGAGCCGGUGCUGCCCCUGCUGCGGCACGUGGGGAGGAGAGGCAACACCACCGUCUACGAGUGGAGGACGGGGCUCGAGCCCGUGCGCGUGGAGCGGCCGGAGGUGCAGGAGGUGCCGGAGCAGCCGAAGGAGGACGCGAUCGACUGGGGAGACUUCACGCUGGAGCCGAGUGGGACAAGUGAUGGUGCUGCCACUGGGGGGGCACAGGACGAGAUCGACUGGGGCAUCACGCUGGAGCCCAGCCCCCAGCAGGACGAUGGCAUUGACUGGGGUGAUGGUGACGGUGACGGGGCCCAGAUCGCGGUGUUGGAGGCUGGCACGGAGGUGCCCGAGGGGGUCGCUUGUGGCUCUGAGGCCCUGACAGUGCUGGAGCUCGCCGAGACGCGGAACCAGUUCCUGGACGAGCUGAUGGAGCUGGAGCUGUUCCUGGCGCAGCGCCUGGCAGAGAUGGAGGAGGAGGCCGACGUCCUGGCCGCCAGCCAGUUCCAGCUGGCCCCCCCCGCGCUGCAGGGCCAGAGCAGCCCCCGCGUGGCCUCGCUGCUGGCCAGCACCCGGGCGCUGCUGGGCCAGCUGGGCACCCGGCGCAUGCAGCACCUCUUCACCAUCCUCGCCUCCCCCAGGUACGUGGACCGCGUGAGCGAGCUGCUGCAGCAGAAGCUGAGGCAGGCGGAGCUGCUGCUGGCCAAGCGGGAGGCGCUGGGCCAGAAGCGGCAGGAGGCGCUGGCCGAGCAGGGCAACCUGGAGCCCAAACUGGACCGGCUGCUGGACACGACCAGGGAGCUGCAGCGGCUGAUCGAGGCCGACAUCUCCAAGCGCUACAGUGGGCGGCCGGUGAACCUGAUGGGGGUCUGCCUGUGAACCCCAGGGGUCCUGGGCCCCCACCGAGGGGUCCUGGCCCCCCCCCCCUUUGUCCCUUCCCAGUUCCUGGUGGCCACGGGCUGGGCGCUGCUCAAUAAAGCCGAGGCCCC
Messenger RNA from Anas platyrhynchos (mallard), 1712 nucleotides. Lineage: Eukaryota; Metazoa; Chordata; Aves; Anseriformes; Anatidae. The record is from RefSeq and is a predicted model, not a curated record.